AUGCGUGUGUACACAGCAGCCCAACGCCGGACGCUGUGUAACCACUCGGCCACCACGUCUGGGCUCAUCCCGCGGCAUCGCAGGCUUCGCUCCACCAUCUGUUCCCAUCGUCCCCGUCCCGUGUCCGAGCGAAGCCUCUCUGGCAGGCGGCGACGGACCCAGGCCGGCCCAAGGGCGCCGCCUCUCAGUGGCGCGCCUAACGCCAGCCUCCGGUGGGCGGAGCCACCGCCGCGCGGCGCAAGGUGCGGCAAACACUGGGCCGGCGGUGAGCCACGCGCCCCGACACCCCCGAGUCGCCUCCGGAGUCCGUCCAUGUCUCGUCUCUGGCGACGUGAUGCCGUCGUGGCGAGACCGAGCUCGUGGCCAGGUGGCUCGAAGAGGGAGACGGUCGGCUGCCCCUCAACGAGCGUGAUGGCCGAUGAUGCAUGUGUUCGAGACCAGCCGAAUGCCGCCGUCAACUACCCAUCGAAGGGUCCUGGGCUGGUGCGGGUGCAGAUGCGGGUACGGGCACGGCGGUGUCCUGCUUUCGGCAACAAAGGCCAUUGUCCCAGACAGCAGCCACCGUGUGGAAUGUGCGUCCUGGGGAAUGCAGUGUGUGUGUGCUGGAGCAACGCGGGCGGCGGGGCUCGCUGCUGGACUGGUCCCUGA
Purpureocillium lilacinum is the source of this 648-nucleotide messenger RNA. The record is from RefSeq and is a predicted model, not a curated record. Lineage: Eukaryota; Fungi; Ascomycota; Sordariomycetes; Hypocreales; Ophiocordycipitaceae.